AACUCCCGGCAGGCCGCGAGAUGGGCAGGAGUACGAAGAGCGCCCUGCCCCGCUCCCAGUACCUUCCCGGAGUUUCUCCAGUCCCACCUUGAAGAGGAUGGAAGUGACCAGCGUCUCAAGUGCUGUGGAACCUGGCGAGAUGCGGUCUCCAAAGGCUUGUCUAUUGCGCCGCAACCACUCCCGCGAGCAGCACGGCGUGGCGGCCUCUUCCCUCGAAGAGCUGAGAAACAAGGCCUGUGACAUUCUGGCCAUUGACAAGUCCCUGACACCAGUCACCCUGGUCUUGGCAGAGGAUGGCACCAUAGUGGAUGAUGAUGAUUACUUUCUGUGUCUCCCUUCCAAUACCAAAUUUGUGGCCUUGGCCAGUAAUGAGAAGUGGACAUACAGCAAUUCAGAUGGAGGCACAGCUUGGAUUUCCCAGGAGUCCUUUGAAGUAGAUGAAACAGACAGCGGGGCCGAGGUGAAGUGGAAGAAUGUGGCCAGGCAGCUGAGAGGAGAUCUGUCCAGCAUCAUCCUGCUGUCAGAGGAGGACCUCCAGGUGCUCAUCGAUGUGCCCUGUCCGGACCUGGCUCGGGAGCUGAGCCAGAGCUGUGCCGCCGUCCAGGGGCUGCAGAACACGCUGCAGCGGGUGCUCGACCAGCGAGAGGAGGCCCGGCAGUCCAGGCAGCUCCUGGAGCUCUACCUCCGGGCGCUGGACAAGGAGGGUGGCGUCCUGCCAAGGCAGGAAGAGUCCAAAGCCGCCUUCGGGGAAGAGGUAGAUGCAGUGGACGUGGGCAUCAGCAGAGAGCGCGCCUCCAAGGUCACACUCACAGGCCAGACCCUGUCCACGCUACAGGAGAAGCCCGCUCCCGAGCUGAGCUUGUGCAGUCGGGAUUUGGAGUUGGUCACCAAGGAGGACCCCCAGGCACUGGCCGCUGCUUUGAACUGGGACAGCAAGAAGGCAGAAGCGGCCCAGCAGGCCUGCGCCCAGGAGCUGGCCCGGCGCCUGCAGCAGACCCAGAGCCUGUGUUCGCUCAGGACUCUGUCAGCCAGGAAGAGCUCCCUGCCUGGAGACUCACAGGCCACCAAGCGGGCCAGGCAGGACCUCACCUAGCUGCGCCGGCAGACACAGGGAGCCCGGACCGCCGUGUCUGCAGCCAGGGAGCACCCUCGGCCCAGUUGACUCCUCCCUGCGGCCUGCCCCGCCCCUGCCUCCAGCCUGUCCCUCUGCGUCAGCUGGAAGCCCGGCUUAGCCCGUUCAGAACUCUGCACAUGCCCGUUCUCCUGGGUUUUGUUUUGAGAUGUUCAGUGUGUAGUUCAGGCUGACCUUGAACUCACGGGUGAUCCUUCUGCCUCAGCCUCCAGAGUGCCGGGCUUACAGGCGUGUCCCACCAUACCCCACUUCAGCUGCCUGUUUUGAAUGACAUAAGUGCACCAAUGCUGUGCUGUUCUUACGUUCUCUGUUUAAAAGAGAGAACCAGGCAUGGUGCCCAUGCCUGUAAUCCCAGCGCUCUAAAGGCUGAGGCAGGAAGACGGCAAGCCCAGCUUGGGCAAUAUAGCAAGAGUCUCAAAAUUUUAAAUACACACACACAGACUGGGGAUGUAGCUCAGUGCAAAGGCCGUGUGUAAAGUCCACAGUAAUGGCACAGACUUAGCAUUCUUGAGGCCCUGGGGCUACCCACCCCCCGAAAAAAAAAAAAGUAAAUACUCUACAUGAAAGUACUGGUUAAGGGCAAGGAAAAGAAAUUGCUAUAUUUGGAAUAUUCACACCCUUGUUCCACACGCAGGACUGUAGAAUUUGAGACCCAAAUGGUAUAAUGAAGGUGACUAAUGGAGGCCGGGCGUGGUGGCACAGGUCUGUCAGCCCAGCAUCAGGAGGCUGAGGCAGGAGGAUCACUGAGUUCGAGCCAGCCUGGGCUGCACAGUGAGCUCAAGGCCAGCGUGGGCUGCACCGCAGACCCUGUCUCAGACAGCAGGAGAAGGUGGCUAAUGGACUGCUGAUGCUAGCUGCAGACGUGGGCCUCAGGUUAAUGAGUAUUUUUGUUUGCCCUGAGGCACAUACUAAGUUUGCAGACCACAGGGACUUACGGAGUCUAAGUCACCAUUUCUAACACCCCGCUCAGUGUUGGGAAAUUCUACAUUAGCACUGCGAAACUUGGUUUUCUCAUAUGUUUUUUGUCAGCGGGGGUGUCAGAGUCGUUCCAGUGAUUUCUGGGUGAAGAGCUGUGAGUCUCGCUGGGGGGCGCAGUGCGGAGAACUCGGGUUUGUGCAUCUCCCGUUCCUACGCAGACCUGCUUUGCAGCCUUCAUGACCUGCCUCGCACUGUCCUCGCAGGAAAAGCUUGACUUACCUGACUUGUUUUGUGUGUCUUUAGAGCACAGUAGAAUGCAGUACAGAUCCGUCGACCAGUUCUGUGCAUCUCAGUUUUUUGAGACGGUCUCACCGCGCAGUUCAGCCUGCCGUUGAUUCCACGCAGUCCUCCUGCCUCAGCCUCCUGGAGCUGGGAUUAUAGGAAUGCACCACACACAGCGGCUCACUCUUGCUUUUGCUGAGGACAAAACCCUGACCCCACACAUGCUAAGCAGUGCUUUACCACCGAGCAGCACCCUAACCGCGCACUGGGCAGUUCUUAAACCAAGAAAUGUAACAGUCUUGGGGAACAAGGUAGGGUGCAGAAGACAAGCAGAACCACAGAAUUGUUUCCCAGGUUGGGGAGACAGCUCCGGCACAGCGCCUGCCUGGCGAGUGACGCUCCUGAGUUCUGCUGGGCACCCUUUUCCCUCACACCGCCGGGUCUCGUGGGCGCCUGCACUCGGCUUCGGCAGCUCCUUGGGUAAAGCCUCCCUCCGCUGUUGGCCUUAAAUAAAAACCAGCGCUUGUGCUGGACACACUUCAGAAGAGGGGAAGGGCGGGUCACGUGCAGGAAAGUGGCAUUGCCCGUGCCCGGAUGCUCUGAAGCCCUUGGAUGCUGCAGGAACAGCAGGUGACCUGGAACCUGACAGAUGCUGGAAGGGCGUGUUGGUAACGGAUUUCCCACCACAGUGAGGUUCUGCACAACAAAGCAUGUCUACCCUCGAGUCACAGGGGAGCCUAGGAGCCUAAAAGUAAAAGCUGGGCGUGGAGGCACACCUCUAAAUGCAGCACUCGGGAGGCUGAGGCAGGAGGAUCACCACGAAUCAAGGUCAGUUUGGUCUACAAAGUGAACUACCGUGAGACUCUAUCUCAAAAAGUAAACAUGGGGAUGGGAGUUUAGCUCAGCAGCACAAGCGCCUGCCUGGCAAGUGCAGGGCCCUGAGUUCAAUCUCCAGUACCCAAAAAUUUAAAAAAAAAAUAAAAGUAACAACAAAAACCUGAAGAAAAA
Molecule: messenger RNA, 3340 nt
Organism: Cavia porcellus (domestic guinea pig)
Lineage: Eukaryota; Metazoa; Chordata; Mammalia; Rodentia; Caviidae
Gene: Dffa
Product: DNA fragmentation factor subunit alpha
Exons: 6
Coding region: 98-1093 (331 amino acids)
Biological process (GO): apoptotic process; negative regulation of execution phase of apoptosis; apoptotic DNA fragmentation
Cellular component (GO): chromatin
Molecular function (GO): deoxyribonuclease inhibitor activity
Source: RefSeq, a predicted model, not a curated record